AUGGCUCACAACUCAUAUCCCAGCCCAGAUCAGGUCGUCGAACGCAUUGACACUGUCAUGUAUUUUGCUGGUACGGACUCGUUUAUUGAAUGGACGAGAUCGAUGCUCACGACGACCGACAAAGUCGUAGCCGCAGUAAUCUUAAUCUUCUUGACUCACCGAGGGUCAUAUGCCAUCAGAAUCUGUAUAACUGAAGUGAUUCUGGCCUUGCGAAGUUGGGCUAUCUGGGGACGAGACAGACAUUUCGGUAUUGGACUCAGGGUUCUGCUUGCCGCAAUAUGGGUCGCGGUCCUCGGUCUCGUGAUAAAAUUCCAGAAUACUCUGAUAUUCUCUCUAGCUACAGAGCAAGGUUGUUUCUUGACCGGAGGGAGCACCGUCUCGUACAUAGCAAUCUACACGCUAUUUCUAGCCUCCAACAGUUUGGCUCUUGUUCUUGCUUUGGCCAAGUGCCUUAAAUCUAUCUACGAGCAAUCACUCGAUAGUGCUUCACCGUACAAAGAUGGCAAGCGCAAUCCCUCACCGGUAUUUGCUUUAAAGACUUAUAGCCCUCGCCCAGGCAUUCUGUAUUACAUCGUUGUGACAGGUAUUGUCCGCUAA
Heterobasidion irregulare TC 32-1 is the source of this 597-nucleotide messenger RNA. RefSeq lists its product as uncharacterized. The transcript has 8 exons. The record is from RefSeq and is a predicted model, not a curated record. Lineage: Eukaryota; Fungi; Basidiomycota; Agaricomycetes; Russulales; Bondarzewiaceae. Bases 1 to 597 code for a protein of 198 amino acids.